AUGGCAUCGGCAGAGGGUUACGCAUUCAUCGGCCUUGGAGCCAUGGGUUAUGCGAUGGCAGCCAAUAUUCGAAAAAAGAUAAAUCAGUCUUCAACCCUCUAUAUCAACGAUAUAAACGCUUCGGCUUGCUCCCGCUUCAAAGACCAAUACUCGUCGUACGGUCCUAUAGAAAUUGUCACCACAGCACGCGAAGCAGCUGAAAAUGCAAAAGUACUGAUAUCGAUCGUACCAGGGGGAGACGAUGUAAGGAAGGUAUAUCUAGACGAAGCGGAUGGAGUUGUAGCAGCAAAGAGAGACGACGAAAGGAUAAUGCUAGAAUGCAGCACAAUUGACGUGAACACAACGAAAGAAGUAGGCAAAAAGUUGCAAGAAGCGGGAAUAGGAAUAUACAUUGAUGCACCCGUCUCCGGCGGCGUACCAGCAGCAGAGGCAGGUACAUUAGCAAUGUUGAUCGGCCACCCAUCGCCACCACAAACACCGACUUCUUCAGCCUCUCCCGACUCCCGGCUCCUGAUAACCGUCUCCAUGCUCGGCCCACAAUCAAAAGCAUUUUACCUUGAUACCCUCGGCGCUGGUCUAACCGCAAAGAUAUGUAACAACUACCUCUCCGGCACGGUCCUCCUCGCCACCGCCGAAGCCCUCGCGAUUGGCGUAUCCCACGGUCUUGAUCCGGCUGCCUUGUACUCUGUGAUCAAAAACAGUACUGGCCAGUCUUGGAUGUGCGACCAUGUCAUGCCCAUUCCCAAUGUACAAACUGAGUAUUGGGUGCCUAGUAACACUGGGUAUAGACCAGGAUUCAAGACGCAAAUGAUGCUCAAGGAUCUGGGAUUGGGUAUUGAGAGCGCAAAUCAGGUUGGUAUCAGACCUAGUAUGGCAGAGCAGGCGUUGCAGGUUUGGGAAGGAGCAGCGAGGGACGAGAGGUGUAUAGAUAGAGACGGUAGUAGCAUUUAUUUGCAUAUUGGGGGUGUUUUGCCGAAGGGAUAUGAAGACACGGGGAAGAAGAAGGAGGAAGGAUCGUGGGAGUUCACAGGUUGA
This is a messenger RNA of Alternaria atra, 1035 nucleotides long. RefSeq lists its product as uncharacterized. NCBI's taxonomy places the organism in Eukaryota, Fungi, Ascomycota, Dothideomycetes, Pleosporales, Pleosporaceae. Gene Ontology annotation, molecular function: 3-hydroxyisobutyrate dehydrogenase activity; NADP binding; NAD binding. The record is from RefSeq and is a predicted model, not a curated record. The transcript has 2 exons. Gene Ontology annotation, cellular component: mitochondrion. Bases 1 to 1035 code for a protein of 344 amino acids. Gene Ontology annotation, biological process: L-valine catabolic process.